Molecule: messenger RNA, 1509 nt
Organism: Lactuca saligna
Lineage: Eukaryota; Viridiplantae; Streptophyta; Magnoliopsida; Asterales; Asteraceae
Source: the annotation of a GenBank genome assembly
AUGAAUCGGACAUCACCAACAACAAUAGCUUCCAUCACAAUUUGUGUUUGCUUUCAAACUCCACCGUUACAACAUCGCACCACAACACCAGCCCUGAGCCACCACCACAUUGCCUUCGCAACAACCCAGAACCACCACUAUACCACCACUGUUGCCUAUUUCAUCUGCGUAGUAGGCCUAUUUCAAAGACUGGAGAACACCUUGAACUGUGGACUUGAAAGGGUUUGGGCUGUUGGAUACAUGAAAGGUUCCCGUCGGAUUGUUAUUGGCUAUGAUGAAGGAACCAUAAAGGUGAAAAUUGGACGUGAAGAGCCUGUAGCCAGCAUGGACAAUAGUGGAAAAAUUAUAUGGGCUAAACAUAAUGAAAUUCAAACUAUUAACAUCAAGAGUGUGGGAGCUGAUCAUGAGGUUUCUGAUGGAGAGAGGCUGCCUUUAGCAGUUAAAGAACUGGGAACAUGUGAUCUUUAUCCACAAAGCUUGAAGCACAACCCAAAUAGGAGAAAGUAUCACCCGAAAAACGAUGGGCCAAAGGUUUCGUUUUUUAGUGAUGAUGAAGAGACUACCAGCACACCAAAAGCAGAUGCUCUUUUUAUUCCAAGGGAGAAUCCAAGAGCUCUGGUUAUUCGCCCUCUUAAACAAUGGCCUGGAAAAUCAUCUGCUGAAAAAUUAAAAAACGCAUUUUCUCCAGCACACAAACAAACGGUGAUUACACUGGGAAACCAUUCUGAAAACGGAACCCUAAAGGAACAAACACCAAUAAAAACCCCCCAAAAUCAAAACGGAGGAUGUGAUGGUGGCGAGAUGGAAGAUGGCUUUGAGUUUAUAUUUAAAAACAAAGGCAUCAACACUGAGGUGACUUACCCAUAUCAGGCAACAGAUGGAACCUGCAACACCAAGGAAGAAGCUGUCCAUGCUGCCACCAUUACUGGGUAUGAAAAAGUGCCAGCCAACAGUGAAUCCGCAUUGUUACAGGCAGUCACUAAUCAACCCGUAUCAGUUGCCAUUGAUGCCAGUGGCAUGGGUUUCCAGUUAUAUUCAGGUGGCGUGUUUACUGGGAAUUUUGGAACUGAUCUUGACCAUGGUGUUACAAGCUUGUUGAAUCAAAUGGAGUUAUAUGUGGUUGUGUAUAUACUUGAAAUCUUAGGCUUGGAUAGUCUACAAGGAAUCAUGUUGGAUCAAGGCAGCUGUAUUGAUACCUGUUGUACUUUUUGUAGGAAGGUGUGGAUUGCAUAUAAGGAAUCAAGGUGGAUAAGUGCUUUCUUUUGGAUACUUUCACUUCUAUCUUUUUGGAGGGUAAAUGGGGAUGGUAAUUCUGAAAAUGGCUCCCAUAUAUGUGAACAAUAUCCAUUUUCAGUAAAUGAGAAGGUAAUUCAUAUUGUAGUGUAUUUAUUCCAAAUCCCAAAUUCUUUGGAUGGAGAAAAGGGUCACAAGAAUUAUCGGAGCAGGGGUUCAAUAUUAGUCUUAAAGAAGUAUGAAAGGCAAGAUUCAACUCUACUUAGUUGGAAUUGA